AUGUUCUGUGCUGGUCGCAUCCCCCAGGAAGAUCUGGAUCGCGUCAUGGCAGCUUGUGGCGGUUCUAUUCUUACCACAGUUUCUCAGAUUGAUGCUUCUGUAUUAGGAAAAUGCGAAAAGUUUUAUGAGCAACAAGUAGGAAGCGAGCGCUAUAACUUUUUCGAAGGCUGUGCUCGUCAUCAUGCUUGCACUCUUCUUCUUCGUGGUGGUGCAGAACAGUUUAUUGCUGAGACGGAACGUUCCCUCCACGAUGCCAUCAUGAUCGUACGCCGGGCAAAGAAGAACGAUUCUAUCGUAGCUGGUGGUGGAGCCAUUGAAAUGGAGCUUUCGCGUCAUUUGCGGGCGAAGGCUAAAACAAUUGCUGGAAAGGAACAGUUCUUCUGGAAUGCGUAUGCUCGUAGUUUUGAAAUUAUUCCACAACAAUUGUGCUACAACGCUGGUAUCGAUGCAAUUGAUAUCUUGAAUAAGCUGCGCCACCGACAUUCGAUUGGCGAAAUCUGGGCUGGUGUUGAUAUCCACAAAGAGGAGGUGGGCGACAACCUUGCUGCAUGUAUCUGGGAGCCAAAUGUUUGUACAUUUGCUGUUGUCAACCUUAUUCUUCCAGAAUGCCAUUAUCGCUGCGACGGAAGCCGUUUGCUUGAUUCUGUCAAUUGA
Molecule: messenger RNA, 654 nt
Organism: Strongylus vulgaris
Lineage: Eukaryota; Metazoa; Nematoda; Chromadorea; Rhabditida; Strongylidae
Source: the annotation of a GenBank genome assembly